AUGAUGAGAAAUGGCUGACAGUUUUACAUAUGUUCGCACAGUCGAUGUCGGAGCAUUAAUUUUGCUGCAGCAUUCAGUAUUUCACUGCAGUAUUUUAAUUAAUUUGGAUGAAUGCGAUAUAAAAACUAUCAGUUAAAUAACAAAAAUGGAAUGCAGAUUAUGUGGUAGACUAUGGAAAAAAAAUAGCAAAAUUUCUUUUCAUACAAUUCCAAAAAAUCCUGUUCUUCGAAGACAAUGGCUUGAAGCAUGCAACAUAUGGGGAAAAUACUGUAAAAAGAAAUAUCAGCCUAAGAUAUCUUCAAUUAGAAUAUGCUCUGCGCAUUUUGAUUCCUUUUCCUUUACUCCAUCAAAAACUAACUGUCAACGUUUAUGUCUUAAACCCGAUGCUGUACCAAAAUUGGGGAUAUUUAAAGAAAAAUGCAUUCAAAGAAAAUCGAUUCAAGAUCAGAAGAAUACUGAAACAAAUUGGUAUCUGGAUAAAGUUUUUAAAGAUCAUUAUAUCACACAUCUCGAUGAGAUGAAUAACAAAAAAAGGGUAAUCGAAGAUGACAAGAACAGAAUGAUUCAAAGAACAGAUGGAUUCAAAAGAGGGUUGGAAGCGGACAAAAUUCUUGGUUCGGCAGAUGAUAACGGAGAAUUAAUGUAUUUGAUGCAAUGGAAAGGAACAGAUGCAAUCGACAUGGUACCUGCUAAAGAAGCCAAUGUAAAGUGUCCUCAAAUUGUUAUCCAAUUUUAUGAAGAUAGAUUAGCUUGGCACAAGACAAAACCAUGUGUAAAGUAGAUGUGCUUCCUCGAGAAAGAAUCAUGCACCAUCAUGUAAUAUAUUUAUUAAAAUUGAUUUUAUUCUAUGACAAUUAUAUAUAAAUAUUCUUUGUAAAAUUGCAAUGACUGCAUCUAUGUAUG
Camponotus floridanus (Florida carpenter ant) is the source of this 903-nucleotide messenger RNA. RefSeq lists its product as uncharacterized. NCBI's taxonomy places the organism in Eukaryota, Metazoa, Arthropoda, Insecta, Hymenoptera, Formicidae. Gene Ontology annotation, cellular component: nucleus. The transcript is spliced from 4 exons. Bases 146 to 781 code for a protein of 211 amino acids. The record is from RefSeq and is a predicted model, not a curated record. Gene Ontology annotation, molecular function: sequence-specific DNA binding.